CUAGCUAUCACGUUUCUUUGAGACCGAUAUAGUCUCUUGUCCAGAGAUGCUGAGUUGGGGACACUCGUAGCAUUAGAGCCACAACUGCGGGAUGGCUACAAUAAUCAAACCGGCAAACAAGCUCUAAGGAUCAAGUGUGCAUUAGCCCACGCAGGGAAAAAGAAGAUAUAGGAGAACGAUCCAAACCAGAAGUUAACUGAAGCUUUAAAUGGAGAAACAGAUGGAUUCUGAAUCUUCAAAGCAGGCCUUUAUGUCCUUAUAAAAAUGACUGUCCUGUAUAAAAAAGCUCCUCACACCAAACCAUGAACCAUCAUCGUUAUUGGCUUUUAAUGUCAAACGUUCAGUCUGAACAGCAUAAUGCUGUUUGAAAAAACAUCACUAAUAGGAAGAAAGCUAUUUCAAAUUCAAUACACUAAAUAGAAGUAAAUGCAACAUAAUGCCUUCAAAGGUCUCAUGCUUAUAUGUUUUGACAGUUGUUUGCUGGGCAAGUGCUCUCUGGUACUUAAGUGUAACCCGCCAAUCAUCUUCAUAUGUAGGCCAUACUACAUCAAUUAGUCAAAGACAGGUAGUGAAGAAAAGAAACAUAACUUUCAACAACAUUCGAACUCGCCCUUUGAAUCCGCAUUCCUUUGAAUUUCUCAUAAACGAGCCUAAAAAAUGCGAAGCCAAGACUCCCUUUCUGGUUAUCCUCAUUAGCACGACGCACAAAGAGUUUGAUGCCAGGCAAGCCAUCCGAGAGACUUGGGGGGAUGAAAAUAAUUUUAAUGACAUCAAAAUCAUCACGUUGUUUCUUCUUGGCCAAAAUACAGAUCUUGUUUUAAAUCAAAUGGUAGAACAGGAGAGCCAGAUUUUCCAUGACAUCGUUGUGGAAGACUUUAUAGAUUCUUACCAUAAUCUUACCCUGAAAACAUUAAUGGGCAUGAGGUGGGUGACCACUUUUUGCCCAAAGGCGAAGUAUGUCAUGAAAACAGACAGUGAUAUUUUUGUAAAUAUGGAUAAUCUGGUCUACAAACUACUGAAGCCAACAACAAAGCCAAGAAGAAGAUACUUCACUGGCUACGUCAUCAACGGAGGUCCUAUCAGGGAUGUUCGCAGUAAAUGGUACAUGCCCAGGGAUUUAUACCCUGAAAAUAAGUACCCACCCUUCUGUUCCGGCACUGGUUAUGUGUUUUCUACAGACGUUGCAGAACUCAUUUACAAAACCUCACUUCACACCACGCUGCUCCACCUUGAGGAUGUCUACGUCGGCAUGUGUAUGCGCAAAUUGGGCAUCCACCCGUUUCAAAACAGUGGCUUCAAUCACUGGAAAAUGGCUUACAGCCUGUGUAGAUACCGAAGAGUUAUCACAGUGCAUCAGAUCUCUCCUGAAGAAAUGCAUCGGAUUUGGAACGACAUGUCAAACAAGAAGCAUCUCAGAUGUUAAUACUGUACCUGGUGUGUGUGUGUGUGUGUGUGUGUAUAUAUAUAUAUAUAUAUAUAUAUAUAUAUAUAUAUAUAUAUAUAUAUAUACAUAUACACAUAUAUAUUUUUUAAAUGUUCAAGUAAUAAGAAGGGCCGGCUUGUAAUUUAUACAUAUCGCUCUGUUCCCAGCAGUUUGGGGUUUUGGACAUUUUUAUCAUAAAACUGUAUGUGUCUUCAACUAUUUACUGAUAUUUAACUUUGAAGGGAGUUAAUAAACAGAUAUGGUUCCAUAAGUGCAUGUGUACGUUUAAAUAAACAUGACACUGAUAUAUAUAUAUAUAUAUAUAUAUAUAUAUAUUUUACAAAACUUUUUUUUUUUUUUUAUUAGUGUCUUGAAACUAUCAGUCACUUGGCAAACCCAUAGAAGUCAGUGAUAAUGAUAUAUAGAUAAGUUGGUGCACAUUGUAUUUCAUCAAACACUACUGAAGUAGGCUCAAUUAAAAUAUAUAGUCGAGCAGGAAAUAAUGUAAAGCAUUUUGAUUGACAGUGCACUAUUUAUUUGUAGGAGUAACAUUCUUAGGCAAAAACUGAAGUUCAUUAUGGUCGAUUGCUGUUCUGCUGCUACUUUGCACCGAAAAAGAUACAUGAAGAAAGUAUUUGUUCAUUGAUUAUGCUUUAGAUAAGCAACAUUGGGAAAAAUUAAUUGCCAGCAAGUGCAUGUCUUAAACAUAUGCAAAAUGAAUUAUACGUAAAAUUCUGAGGCUAGUCCGUGAAUGUCUUUAUUUAUAUAUAUUGUAAAAAAGAAAAAAAUCUGAAAAAGGAAAAUAAGUAUCAAAAAAUGAUUACAAUCAUCAUUAUAGCUUAGUGUUAAAAAUCAACUGUGUAAAGUUUAUUGAUGCUUGAUCUAAAGGCUGUGUUUUUAUUAUGCUGUAUGUACAGAUCUUUGUAAUUUUUCUUCAACAGCAGUAAGUAUUACUGGGCAUACGUAUCCUGUUGUAAAAGUGAAAUAGGUUAUUUACAUUGUAUUAUUGAUGUGAAUGUGGAGUAUCUAAUUUAUUCACUGCUAAAGAAAUUAUUGCAGAUAAAUAUAUUUUGUAUUACAUGAACCAGAUGAAGACAAUUUAAACUGGCUUUAUAAUAUCAGAGCCAAUUUAAUUGGAACUGCUUAGAAUUUUUUUUUGAUUUAUUAUUAUGUACUAUAUGAACUGUUGUGAUAUUUACCGUGCAAACAUAAUUACAUUUUUCCUAUUGCAGAUUAUUGUAAUGUACAGUAUGACAUCUUUUUACAUUAAAAUAAACAUUAUUGAACAUUAUGAUGUACUUUACAGCACA
Acipenser ruthenus (sterlet) is the source of this 2733-nucleotide messenger RNA. RefSeq names its product beta-1,3-galactosyltransferase 1-like. Gene Ontology annotation, cellular component: membrane. The record is from RefSeq and is a predicted model, not a curated record. The coding region runs from base 437 to 1423 and encodes 328 amino acids. The transcript is spliced from 3 exons. Lineage: Eukaryota; Metazoa; Chordata; Actinopteri; Acipenseriformes; Acipenseridae. Gene Ontology annotation, molecular function: N-acetyl-beta-D-glucosaminide beta-(1,3)-galactosyltransferase activity.